This is a messenger RNA of Homarus americanus (American lobster), 3771 nucleotides long. RefSeq lists its product as uncharacterized. The record is from RefSeq and is a predicted model, not a curated record. The transcript has 4 exons. Lineage: Eukaryota; Metazoa; Arthropoda; Malacostraca; Decapoda; Nephropidae. The coding region runs from base 325 to 3771 and encodes 1148 amino acids.
UGUGUCAUUUUUAGCCGGGUGGCGUUGGCAGCGGUGCCAGGGCGAGGGAGUUGGGAGCAGGAGGAGGCGCAGCAGCGGCCGCCAGACGUGCCCAGUAGUGUGGUGUCCGGAGUCAAGCGUGUGCUUCCUGAGCAGUGAUCCUCGCCCCGCAGCCUGGGAUGUGCUGGUGCAAGUGUAGUGUUAGUAAGAGCACUGAGAGCACCCGUGAGCAGUGGUGGGCCACAGUGAAGAGUGGUACCAGUAGUGUGUGCUAGUGUAGUGGUGUGUGAGAGGUGCCCUCACACCAGGCACCGGUGAUGGCGCGCCCGUGGCGCCCCGGCUAUUAUGGUUGAGAAUGUGCGCGGCCAGUGCGGGCGUGCGGCGGUGACCAGGGUCGCCAGUAGUCGUGUGGAGUUGCGUGCGUGCCGUGUGCGUGCGUGCCGCGGCGUACACGUGGUGGGCGUAAGUUCGUGCGCCGCGCCCGCGCCCUGUCCCGCACACUAUGGACUGUGUGUCCCUGUGGUAGUCAAUAUUACGGAUCCAGCAAAUGGACUAGGAACUGUCCAGCCCGAUAAAGAGGCCAUUUUGAAAAUAGUGGCAGCCAACCGUAAGAAGUUUGCAGCCAAGAGAAGUGCAGAGUCAGGAGGGGAGGAAGUAAAGAAACAGUCGGUACAGGUGCAGCACCUGUCCUCAUCGCCGGCAGCCACCCCCUCGCCCCCGCCUGGUCAGCAGCGGCAGCACCAGCAAAAGGAGGCCCAACCCCUAGGGGUUCAUGUAGAACGUAUAGCGCGUGCCGUACAGCGGUGGGCGCAAGGCUUAGAUAAAGAGGAGAAGGAAGAUCAUUUCCAGAAGGAAGAUCGCCAAUACGAGAAGUUAGUGGGCACGCUGGCCGAGCUGGCUGCAGAGAAGCGGGCAGGGCGCGUGGCCCCUGGCCCGGAGCCGCCCAAGGGCGCGCCACGUCAUCAUGAGGCAGUUCAACUGUUUUCUGAACUCAUGCAGACCGACGACGUCUCCACUAUAGCGGCACAGAUCGCUAAUCAAGCCGAACUUAUCUACCAGACGUGGAAGACAACCGGCCUGAACCCCAGCGAGCUUAUCCGGUACCACAGCGUUACCUCAGAGGGCAGCCUGUUCGACAGGGGCGAGCAGGCUGCUGUGGGAGAGCCAAGCUCCGCCGGGUCGCUUUCAGUCACAGUCAAGCCACGCACACCCGCCAGGAGCAUCAGUCCCGCCCCGCCCGGCUCCUCACCAGCAGUACCUAGGAAGCUAUUGGAACCCUCACUCCACAACGGCAGGCCCCACGCCGCCUCUCCUGUCCGUACCCUCAACACCUCCCCGCGUCCCUACGUCCCCCCGGGCUCCUCACCCCAGUCGCCCGGUGUCCAGCAACAGCAGCCUCUGUAUCCCAACAAUAACGUUGCUCAGUCAGCCCCACAGUCUCCCCGUCAGGCUUACUCCUCGCCUACAUCUCCCUUGCUGACACAAGUUAGCCCACGACCCUACAUAGCCCCCGCGGCUCCCCAGUCUCCUCGGGGUACUCUUACCCAGCCACCGCCGCCCCCGGAGAGGUCCUCUUCUUACUCUGGGGUUGAUCCUUCUCAGCAGCAGCAGGAUAGUUCCCUUGAAUUCCUAGCAGAUCCUGAUUUAGAAGCGUCUCUGCAAGAACUGGUCAACUCUUUUGUGCUAGAGGAUAAGGCGCGUCACCACGCCGCAGCGGUCGCCGCCCUGGCUUCGCAACGUCCAAAAAGCGCGCCCUCGUCCAUCCAGGAGGCGCUCCAGAGGUUUGAGCGACAAAUGGCCAUAACUUCUCGUGCGGCCGCUCACGCUGCUGAUCACCUCACCGGCCCCCCAUCUACAGUGUCUUCACCCAACACUAUGGGCACCAUGGGACGGUUUACUCAACAGCAGAUGGUCAAUAUGGCCAGCAGUGGUAUGAGUAUGAGCAAUGCCAAUGUAAGUAGCCCAAGCAGUAACGCUAAUGUCAGCCCAGCUGGCAGACGUUAUGGUGGAGCGAGAAGCGACUCCUCAGUGUCGACGGAGUGGUCGCGAAUGCAGACUGAACACGAAAACCGAAGCCGUCGUUCCGCUUCUCCCAACCCACCGGUGUCUCAGCCAGGCUGGAACGAAGGACCUGCACCUAACACCUCUACCUGGCCACUGAAAAAUAAACAACCAACUAUCGUUGAGAGAAAAUCAAAACAAAGUCAUGCUUCUUCCUCACACGUCUCCUCGUCUACUUCAACAUCCUCCUCAUACUCGUCUUCUACCAGUAGUACUUCAACUUCCACCAAUUACAUCACGACCCUGGAGGCGCGGGUGGAAAGCUCUGGGAGCCAAAAGUACUCGGGAGUGCCGCUUCGCCAUAAAGUUGUGACCAUGGCUGCCGUCGACCAGGAAGAAGAACGCCUCAUGCACGCCCUGCGAACCGGCACACUUAUUGAUGACGGCGACCACUUAAGACCCAUUGGUCAGGUGCGGCCCAUGUCUGCACCUUCCCUCCCCGCUUCGCUCCCUGUUAACAACACUAUCAUCACCAGCGGCACCAACAAUAGUACCGCACCACACUCUGAGACCACCGAGCUGCCUGCUCAGAGCAGGAGACCUAAGUAUUCCAUCAGUGUAACCGUGGAUGUUGACAAGCCGACAGAAGUCCACCAACAGCGGGUCCAACAACAACAACAACAACAGGGACAACAACAAAAGAUGCAGCUCCAGCCACAGAUGCAGCAGCAGCAACAGUCACAACAAAAUAUACAACACCAAAUACAGCAGCAACAAGCACAACAGAAUAUCUUAAGGCAACAAAUGCAACACCAAGAAAUGCAACAGACCAUCAUCAGGCAGGCAUCAGGCGGAGGCAGUCCACGAGAUUCUCCUGGACGUGUGGUGGGCAAGGCAGUAGAAGGAGACAUGUCGGUGGUGGACUUUGCUAAGGUGCGAUACCAGGAGUCUCAGCAACACCCACACUCCUCGCAGCGGCUGGACGACUACCGCAACAUCUCCUGUAAACAGAUCGUUAACGGGGACGGCCGCGUCAUGAUGGCACGGACCCGUUUUGAGAACGGCAGCACUUCAUUAUCAGACUCCAUGUGGAGGGGGACUCAUGGUAUCCACGCGGAUGAAGUGGGUUCCACUUUGCCUGAGUUUUACCGACGUAAGUUGCGUAAGAUGAGGAAAGCAGGGUCACCGGAGCCGUUGGUAGCGGGCAGUAUUUCGACUCUGCCUCACCCCGAGCUGACUGACCAACAAAAGGCUCACAUCAGAGAGAGGUCUCAGUCUCCUACCACCGGGUAUAACAGCGCCGGGGUGGCCAUCAGACCCUUCCUCACUCAGGGCAGCGUGGCUGAGCGGGUCCUCAUCUUCGAGCGCGCCCCAGCAGAGAUGAAGCCCAAGCCUGGAGCGCCCACUACAGCCAUCCAGGAGAAGCGCCGUCCAGCUAUCUCCACCUGGCGUGACCCUGAUGAGGUUCGCUCCCUUGCCCAGUUUUGGAACAUCCUGAGCUUUUUGGGGGCGUUAGACGAUUUCACGGAUGGCCUCCAGUCGAUCCCGUCACCGAUCUCGCCGCCCUCACCGGGACGACAGAUAGAGGCGCCCCCGCCGUGCACGCAGGAAACGAAAGCUCUGUCGGUAUAUGACCGGUGGAUAUGUGGUGUUAAACUAAGCGACCUGCUUCUGAAAGAGGAGGAAAAUCCCUCAUCCGAGUCGCAGUUUGUGGCAGUAGGGUUCAUCACCGCCCUACCCAGCACCACUCACCAUAGGACGGUCACCUUAACCAAGGACGAUAAGCUCUAG